Messenger RNA from Meloidogyne enterolobii, 671 nucleotides. Lineage: Eukaryota; Metazoa; Nematoda; Chromadorea; Rhabditida; Meloidogynidae. The record is from the annotation of a GenBank genome assembly.
UUAAAAUGUUAUUAAAUCGAUUUAUUUCUCGUCAAUUAUUAAAUCCAUCUUCAUUCUCCCAAACAAGCAAGUUUUUUCUUUCUUCUUCAAAUGUCUGCAGUAAAGAAGUUAAAGGGGACCCUGGAAUUUCAUAUCCAGACCCUGAAGCAGGACCUAAAACAGUUGAAGAGAAAAUGGGGUUUCCUAUGAAGCCGGCUUCGAGUUGGGGGGAAUAUGCAGUUAUGCGUAUGGAUGAUUUAAUGAAUUUGUGUCAAAAGAAUUCUUUAUGGCCUCUUACUUUUGGAUUAGCUUGUUGUGCUGUUGAAAUGAUGCAUUUUGCUGCUCCUCGUUAUGAUAUGGAUCGUUAUGGAGUUGUCUUUCGUGCUUCUCCAAGACAAGUUAAUUUAAUAAUUGUUUCUGGCACUGUUACAAAUAAAAUGGCCCCCGCUUUGCGCAAAAUUUUUGAUCAAAUGCCCGACCCAAAAUUUGUAAUUAGCAUGGGAUCUUGUGCAAAUGGUGGUGGUUAUUAUCAUUAUGCAUAUUCUGUACUUAGAGGCUGUGACAGAGUUAUUCCUGUUGAUAUUUAUGUUCCUGGAUGCCCGCCAUCAGCAGAAGCUCUUCUUUAUGGUGUUUUACAAUUACAAAAGAAAAUGAAAAGAAUGAAAAGGGUUCAGUUAUGGUAUAGAAAAUAG